ACGCGGGAGGUGUGAUGGCGGUGUUGUGAGCUGGAGCUCGGGGACAAGUAAACACAGGGACGGAUAGUCAAUGCGUGGAGUGUCUGUCUAUAGGUUAAUAACCCUGUAGAGUGGAAAAGGCAGCAAGUUCUUCAGAUAGCGAUCAGUGUUGCUUUUAUGUGAGCUGAGAUGGAUCUGAAGAUUUUGGAUCUGGCAGCAUCUGAGGAUCUGCAAGGAUUGCAGCAAUUCCUGCAGCGCAUGAAAGAGCAGGAGGUUGGUGCCCUGAUAACACGUCAUGCUUUGAAAGGGAAGGAGAUUGGGAUGCUAGUGAGAGCUAUUUUUAAAGGUUCCCCAUGUUUUCAGAAUGAAGGAGUUUGUCGGAGGCUUUUCGUUUACAAACAUUGCAUGCAGCUUGUUGAAUCGGGAGAUCUACAAUCAGAUAUAGCAACAGAUAUAAUUGGUUUGCUGAUGCUAGAGGCUCAUCAACUGCCUGGAGCCACUUUAGCUGAACUGGCAAGCCUGUAUGUGGAUGCCAUCAAAGGGGGCAGCAUUCUCAAUGGAAAAUCGCUGGACCUUUUCCCUACAAUACUUACUGUUCUGGCCUCUCAAGAAAGCUUAAGUUAUGGUGGUGGUCAAUUGAAUGGCGAGGAAUACAAGAAACAAUUAAUCAACACUCUAUGCUCCAGCAGAUGGGAUCCAAAAUGUGUGAUUCACCUCACAUCAAUGUUUAGGGAUGUACCAGUCAGUACAGAGGAACUUCAGUUUGUUAUGGUGAAAGUGCUGCGAAUGUUCCCCAAGUUGGACUUGCAGGAACUGCCUCCACUUGUCUACCAGUUACUCCUCCUCUCCUCUAAGGGUUGUAAGAAAACUCUUUUAGAAGGGAUCAUAACAUUCUUCCAUCAACAGGAUCAGCUGCAAAAAGAGGAACAAACUGGAACUGAGUCCACUGAGUUGGAGGCUGUCACUGUGCCACAGGACCAACUUCGUCAUAUAGAAGGAACAAUCAUUCUUCACAUUGUGUUUGCGAUCAAGUUGGACCAUGAUUUGGGCCGUGAACUGAUCAGAUAUCUGAAGGCUGGUCAGCAAGGAGAUACCAGCCGGAUUCUCUGCUCUUUUAACAUUGCACUGAUGCUCUCUGUAGCUAGGAUACAUCGAUUUGAGGAGCAGGUGUUUGACUUUCUAAAAACAUCGAUUAUAAAAAGUUUUAAAGAUGGGCAAUUUCAGCAAAAUUCUAAAUUCCUCCAGGAUUUGAUCCCUGGUCAAUGUAAUGUGCCUGAAAUGAUUUUGGAGACAGUGACAAACAGUGUUUUUGGCUGGGACCAUGUUACCCAAUCUCUGGUACAGCUGGGAUUUAUAUUCAUGGAUUCCUUUGGACCAAAGGCAGGUUCAUUUGGGAAAGUUUCUGAGACUAACCCAAGUGCAGCAAAAACUCCAGCACAACAGACUUGCAGAUUGGGAGCCAAGAUCCUUCUUGAAACGUUCAAAAUGCAUGAGCCAAUUAGAAGUGAAAUCCUGGAGCAAGUUCUGAAUAGAGUGGUGACAAAAACCAUGUCACCCAUCAAUCACUACAUAGACUUGCUAUCUGAUAUUGUCACUUCUGCACCUCUGAUUCUCCUGGAUUCUUCCUCCAAGGUUAUAGAGGCAUUUGACCACUUGUCAUAUUUGCCCCUUAGUACAGUCCAGGGGCUACUAAAGGCAGUGCAGCCCCUGCUGAAGGUCAGUAUGUCCAUGAAGGAUUCGUUAAUUCUGGUCCUGCGGAAAGCCAUGUUUUCCAGCCACUUGGAUUCCCGGAAAUCAGCAGUUGCUGGCUUUUUGCUAUUGUUGAAGAACUUUAAAGUGUUGGGGAGUCUGGCUUCCAGUCAGUGCACUCAAUCUCUCACGGCUAGUCAGGUGCAAGUGGAUGUACAUAUGCGUUACAAUGCCUCUGCUAAUGAAGCCCUUUGUUUGGAGAUCUUAGGCAGCCUGAGGCGCUGUCUUAGCCAGCAAGUUGAUGUUCGACUCAUGCUCUAUGAGGGUUUAUUUGAUGUUCUACGUCGAAAUUCGCAACUGGCAAAUACCAUUUUACAAACGCUGCUCUCACAGCUGAAGCGAUAUUAUGAAGUGGAGGAGGACCUGCUGCCACCCAUCAAGCUAGAAGGUUGCAUCACCACUCAGGGAGGCCAGAUCUACCUCCAGGAACCACUGGCACAUCUUCUGUGUUGUAUCCAGAACUGCUUGGCCUGGUGUAAACAGUCCUUAUUGCAUUGUCCUCGUAGUGAUGAAGAUGAUGAUGAUGAUGAGGAAGGUAGUUUUCAGCAUGAUUUGGAGGAACAACUGGACUGCAUCACUCGAAGAAUGAUUAAGAGUGAAUUGGAAGACUUUGAACUGGACAAAUCAGCAGAUUUUUCAUUAGCGUCCAACGUUGGCAUUAAAAAUAACAUUUAUGCCGUCCUGGUAAUGGGAGUGUAUGAGGUUCUGAUGGAGCAUAAUUUCAUAACCAGCAACUACAGUAUGAACCGAUUUGAAGAUGUUAUAAGUCUUUUCAACCGUUACCACAAGCUUUCGGAUCUUUUGAAAGAGAAAUCUGGAAAAGGCAAAACACCCUCAUCCAGUAAAACGGCCAGGAGUCUUCUAACCUUCAGUUUUGUCUCCUGCUUACUGACUGCACUUUUCAGAGAUAAUGCACAGAGCCAUGAAGAGAGCUUGUCUGUGCUGCGCUCCAGUAAUGAGUUUAUGCGUUACGCAGUUAGUGUGGCCUUGCAGAAAAUACAGCAACUCGAGGAGACGGGACAGGCAGAUGGACCAGACGGUCAAAAUGCUGAGAAAACAUUCAAAUAUCUAUGUGAGAUCACUCGAGUUCUGCUGUGGAGAUACACUUCGAUCCCAUCAGUAGUAGAAGAAUCUGGGAAGAAAGAAAAAGGAAGGACUAUUUCGUUACUCUGUUUGGAGGGAUUACUGCGCAUAUUUAACACAGUGCAACACAGGUACCAGAACAAGAUCCAGCAGUUCCUCAGUGCAAUAGAUGUGGUGAGUGAUGGGGAAGGAGAACAAGAGGACAUCAACAUUACAGAGAAAGCAGCUUUCCAUAUCAGGCAGUUCCAGAGAUCCCUUGUGACACAACUGAGUGGGGAUGAAGAGGAUUUUAACAGCAAGGAAGCACAGCUUUUAGUGAGCAUACUGUCAACACUCUCUCGGCUAUUAGAACCUACAUCUGAACAAUUUGGUCAAAUGUUAACUUGGACAGUAAAGAUUUGCAAGGAAAGUAACCUAGAAGAUGUGCAUUUCUGCAAAGGAUUGAUGAGUAUGAUGUUCAGUCUGCAUGUGCAGCACAAGAGUCCAGUGAGCUUGCUACAAGAGAUGUCUCGAGAUAUCCACAGUCGCCUUGGGGAUAUUGAUCAGGACAUUGAAAUAGAGGAACAAUCCCAUUUUGCCAUGGUGAACUCAAAGACUGCAGCUCCAACUGUGGUACAGCUGGUUUUAUGCCAAGCAGAGAAGGUUCUGGAUGAAGUAGACUGGCUGAUCACAAAGCUGAAGGGCCAGCUGAGCUCCGACAAAGAAUUGACAGAUGAGAAUUCUCAAGUAUCAACUGCAAGAGAACCUGUAGAGAAAGCUAUUGUCCUUCAACUAGGCACCCUCCUGACAGCUUUCCAUGAGCUGAUCCAAACAUCCAUUCCAGCUGGGAGCUGUGUGGACAUUCUCCUGAAAGAGCUAGCCAAAAUGUACAGCAUUCUCACCUCAUUGGUGAAAUAUUAUAUCCAGGGUUACACAGGACAUGUGGCACAUCUUCCUGCAAGAUUUGAGAAAAUGGUUAAGCUUUCAGGAUCACACCUGACCCCACAGUGCUAUGCUUUCAUAACCUAUGUUCAGCAUAUCCAGAGUGAGACAAUGAGCUUUGGAGGAGGUGCAGAAAAGAAAAAAGACAAGAAGAAAGAGAUGGCAGCCAUCACUGCAGCAACGGCUCGAGUGCUCCGUGAAACUAAGCCAAUACCCAACCUGAUAUUUGCCAUUGAGCAAUAUGAGAAAUUUCUGAUUCAUCUUACCAAGAAAUCAAAGGUGAACUUGAUGCAGUAUAUGAAGCUCAGCACAUCAAGGGAUUUUCGGAUUAAUGCAGCCACAUUGGACGCAGCACUCCAGGAACAGGAAGCGGAGGAAAUCCAGGAUGAAGCAGAUGAUCAAUCAAAUAUCACUGUAGAUGAAAACCAGGAAAACAGAGAACCAAAGAAGAAGAGGAGAAAAAGAUGAAACUGUAACAUCAAGGGCAGAUGGCGUGUCCAAUAAGUGUGGACGUUAGGUUUGAAUUUCCACCCAUCUGAAUUAUUCAAAAUGCAGUCAUCCUUCUCCAGACUUUCAGUUCAUCUUUACCAUGCUUACUUGAAUCAUUUCCCAUCUUGACAUUCUUGUGAAGUUUCAUCAAUUUAUAUAAGUUGAUCAUCAGGGAAAAACACAUUCACAAGUAAGACCUGAUAAUUGGGUUAGCUGUCUUGUUGCUUCCCUGAAGGUGUCUUUGUGUAGCUUUCUUGUUUUAUGUUUGUUUUCUUUUGUGAAGAGACCCAUUUGUUUUUGCAAUGAUUUGAUAAAUAUCUAGUGCUUCUCCUGCAGAAAAAAUAUAAAUUUUUUAAAACUUCUAUAAAAUGAAAAAUGCACAAUUAUUAAAAUAAAACUUUAACUCA
Carcharodon carcharias (great white shark) is the source of this 4628-nucleotide messenger RNA. RefSeq names its product FA complementation group I (gene fanci). The transcript has 39 exons. NCBI's taxonomy places the organism in Eukaryota, Metazoa, Chordata, Chondrichthyes, Lamniformes, Lamnidae. The record is from RefSeq and is a predicted model, not a curated record. The coding region runs from base 169 to 4200 and encodes 1343 amino acids. Gene Ontology annotation, molecular function: DNA polymerase binding. Gene Ontology annotation, biological process: DNA repair.